Messenger RNA from Exophiala mesophila, 1709 nucleotides. RefSeq lists its product as uncharacterized. The transcript has a single exon. Bases 1 to 375 code for a protein of 124 amino acids. Lineage: Eukaryota; Fungi; Ascomycota; Eurotiomycetes; Chaetothyriales; Herpotrichiellaceae. The record is from RefSeq and is a predicted model, not a curated record.
AUGCAGGGCACAAACUUGAAGCGAAACACGAGAAAAAGAAGAGAGAGAAAAGAGAGCGCCGAGAAAGUGGAUCAUACUAUGACAGCCGCGAAGUCAGCGGGGAAAGAGAUCGAAGCCGCAGCGUUUCUCGUAAACGCUCUGGCAGCCGCAGCCGCAGACGCAGAAGCCCAAGCAGUAGCAGCAGCAGCAGUGAAAGUGACCACAGCAGGCGGAGACACCGCCACUAGUGGAUCCCUCGAUUGUGCUAGACAUCAAUCUGGGCUUCUUGACGAUCAAUUGUUUCGGCGCCUUCACACUUCGCAGAAGAGGUAUUGGUCUGCAUGGAAUUUAUCGAGGAAAGAACGAAGACUUACGACUCCUAAUGAUCUGGCUUGAGCAUAUUAUUAACUGAUCAAUGAAGAUUUUUUUCUCUUUUUCUCUGGGUUGUAUACCGUGAUUUCCGUGAGUUCAAGAGUAUUAGCGGCUCCCAGUGCAUGAACUAUGGGGGCGGCGACAUGGGUCCUCCACACAAUAUGCCCCGGUCGGCACCUCGCAUAAGCGUCCCUGGUAUCUGGCAGGGACUGACAAAUUUGGAUAUACAACUCUUGACGAUCCAUCCACCAGUCCCAGCCAAACCAGUGUAGAAGGCAAUCUUAAUGGGGACGUAAACGGUGUUGGGCGACUGCACAUAUGAUCCUAGCGAUGAGGAUCGACCUAGCUAAUAAUGCUCGUGCACCCGAAAGAACGCAAAGCUUACCGGGCCUGCCCCUAACAUCGAGUUCAAAGUCUGGCAGUCUGGCCUUGACUUCACUUUGAUGCACUGCCGCAAGAUUCGGCGCUUGCCGUAGAAAAUUAAAGUUGUUCGGUCUACGGUUCUGGAAUACAUGUUUUUCCGACGCCGAGAAAGACCCGCACCCGCGCCAAGAGAUACGAAACUCUGACAUGCUCUAGUCCAAUCACAUGCCAUCGUUUUCCCACGAUCGACGCCUCGAACUCCGUUCCCUCCCCAGCAAUUCAAAAUUUUGUUGGAGGACUCCGGAAUUUACUCGAGGCGGGAAAUGACUGUAACAUGCUGUCUAAUUCAUUGCUCUAGUGCCAAAUGAUGACUCAAGAUGGUUUUUAGUUGACAUUAGAAUCUUACAGUGGUUAAUUGAUACACAGCGAGGGGUUCAAACCAGGCUGGGUGGCUGUAGUUGCCUUAUCUGUCUGGCGCCCCUUAUCUGGUAUCGAUAGUAAGAAGUGACAUCCACAGAUUGUUUGACUGGUAGGAUGAUGUUGUUCCCCAGGUCAUCCCUCCCGGACCAAGAUGGCGAAACAGGGGGAAAGGAUGACAGGAGUCAGGGAGUCCGGCCUGACACUUGUCAGACGAAUAAUAGGGUAGAAAUUGUCCAUAGGAGUCACAGGGAUGCAUUACUCGGCUCUCGACAGGGAUCUAUGUGGCUGCUUACUCAGGCAUGGACUCCCACAACCAGUUUUCUGACGUGGUGGGCUUGGAAGAUUCAAAGAGGAGGGAUUUCUUUCCUGGAGAUGUGGUAUUGACCGGAGGUCACGUAGGCAGUGAGCAAAAAUUGUGAGGAAUUACAGGUAGGGAGGGUCUCGGGGAGGCCAGAAUGCCGUUCUGCACCGUGUCCUUGGAGUUACGAGUGAUGAGUAGUUCUAAGUCUUUACGUAGGAAUAGUGAAUUAAUAGUAAUGCUAUUGAACGGUAUGCGGGGAUAACAAUGACAUAGA